Molecule: messenger RNA, 1985 nt
Organism: Colias croceus (clouded yellow)
Lineage: Eukaryota; Metazoa; Arthropoda; Insecta; Lepidoptera; Pieridae
Exons: 8
Coding region: 94-1896 (600 amino acids)
Source: RefSeq, a predicted model, not a curated record
UUAAAUAGGUGGAGUCGUCAUGCUAUACAACAAUUUCAAUCAGUAAGUCGGCCGCAACUGUUGUAAUUAAGGCACCAUAACUUUCUCAAAGCAAUGGUUCAAUUAAAAUAUUCCAUUUUAUUCCUUUACACACUCAUACAUAUUUGCCAGAGUAGACAUGGUCAAAUAAUAUCAAACAAAGACUGUAGCUAUGAAAAAAUAAACUUUGUCAUCCCAAAAGAGAUAUGGAGACAAGCACUCAACCCAACUCCUGUAUUAAAAUCGCCUGUCACUAUAGUAGUGCCAGUACACAUCGCGGAUAAUGAUGAGGGUGAUAUCGAUGAAGACGUUGAUAAUGAAGUACUGGAAGAUGCAGAAGACCCUAUUGAACCUUUACCUGCUCAGGACCCAAUUGAAUCGUUACCUGAAGACCCAAUUAGUGAUAUAUCUGUGACAUCCAUAGCACCAACAGUUGCUGAUGUAACACAGAAGCCAACAAUACAAAAUGAAGCAACAGAGUCGCCUAUUCAAGGUGUGAACGGGACAGUCAUAAGGUUUCCAUGUAGAUGCAAUACUGAGCAAUGUGGAUGUUGUACUGGUGCUCUAUUACAGCGAUUCAGGAUGAAAGUCUGUGGAAAUAUUUCAUUUAUUCCUGAAGAUUUCGUAUUUGAUGUCAGACUAAGUGUUAAUAACAACACAGUUGUGCGUCGCAGAGUUUCUGCAAGCGACCCACCACCAAUAUGCAUUAACCCAAGAAGAGCACCGUUUGUGCGAGUUUGCGCUGAAAUAAGCAAUAUAAGAAUUAGGAAUGGAAAUGCAUUCGCUUGUUUGGAUAUCAAUGCUGAUAUAGGUGGUUUCACAAUCUAUUCAGCUUCGUUCAGAUGUUUCGGACUAGGUACAUCUGGAGUACAAACGGGUUUAAAGCCGAAGCCAGUAUCAUCAGGACCUAAACCUGUAAAUUUAUUUGGAAAUAAUAAUAAUAAUCAACAAGAAGGAACUAUAUUUGAUGCAGCGAGUGGGCUCUUCGGUGGUGGUUCUGACGGUCCUUUAGAUGCUAUUGGCGAUGCUCUGGGUGACUUUUUUGAUGGCAGAAGUAUGUCAUCAAGUGCACAGACUCGAGCCUUAUUCACACAACAAACUUACUCACAAGUUCGCGCCAUUCUGUGUUUUAACAUUAUAAUGGUUAAAAUUCCGUUUUUCGUGCUCGUGACAGUGACCCUGUUUUUUCAAGCAUCUGGAAAUAUAGCCGGUAAUGAAUCUGUUAACGUGACUAAUUUCAAUACUCAAGAAACUGAAUGGCCUGAUAACUCAGCAUUGGUGUCGAGAUUAAAGAUGGGCAAUUUUACGAUUUUAUCACACUUUGCUCGGCAAGAACAAGAGGAUGGACAAAAUGGCUCUUCAACUUCUACGAAUAGACGUUGUACUUGUUCUUUAGGCGUAUGCAAAUGUUGCACUGGAUAUGUUUUAGAUCUAUUCAAGCAGAAGGCUUGUAUGAGAGUUACAUAUCACCCUGGAGAUUUUGCAUUUGACGUUGCUAUGUCUAUGAACGAUAGAAUUCUAUACGAGAACUCUAUCUCAGGCAAAAAUCCACGUCCCAUAUGCAUUAAUCCACCUCGAAUGCCGAAUUUAAAGAUAUGUGCCCGGUUUUAUAACGUAUUUUUCCCUGGCAGAAACUUUCACUUCUGCUUGGCUAUGACAGGAAGAUGGAGAUCAUUAGAGCUGUUUAAUUUGGUCUUUGAUUGCUUAAGAAUGGGAGCAAACGGUUUAGCCAUGGUAAGACCAGAAGAAAAUGGUGGGUUGCCCAUUCCCAAUCCACAAGGAGGAGUUGAUGCUGUGGUAGAUGCUGGCGAAGAUGAUAUCGAAGAAUACGACGAACAGAAUAUAGUUCGAUCACUCCUUGAGAUAUUCGAUCGUUAAUGAAUGCACAUAUUAUGCAUUUAAAUUAGAAUUUCAUAUUUUAUCUUAGAGAUAGUCGGCACAAACAUUAAAUUAUUUAUUUAUAAUUA